AUGGCCGCGUUAGCAACGUUGGGCGCGUCGCUUCUCGAAGAAAAUGAUAUUCCUGGCGCUUCACUUUGCGGCCGAAAACCCUCUGAAUUGAAAAACGAAGAGCUAAAGUUUUGGUUGAAGUGUAGGGGUGACCCAGCGAAAGGCCUUAAAACGAAAGCAGAACUUGUAAAGAGGUGAGAAAUCACUUUGUUUCCUUUGCCUUCGUCACUUGCAAGUCGUUGUCUUCGCCGUUUUGAAGUGAGUGCGUUUUUAUUCCUUUCUCAGAGUGGAAGAGUACAUCCGGUCUGGUAGAGAUAAAAGUAUUGUUGACCCUGAUCCCAACGGGUUGUAUACCAAAAGAAAGCAGCAACGAAGAAGUACACCGUCGGCAUCAAGCAUAGAACCAUCACAAGGUGCGAGAUUAUUCUCUAUACAUUUUACUGCAAUCUGUCUUGCCAUUUUUGUAAGUAAUUUAUGUGCGCGUUUAAAUUCAAAAAUUGUUUCUUGUUGUCUCACAGAUAUCAGUCCUGUUACAUAUCCUGACAACGGAUGGAGCACUUCUCUGACCAAAAUGCCAAUGUUCACUAAAGCAGAAAUGAAUGAACACAUCACAAGAUCUGGCAAGCACAUAGCGAAUAAAGACCAUCAUUCUGUUCCCACUUCACUGCGAAAGGCGAAAACAUUUCUUGAGGACGAGUACCUUCACGAAAUAAUGGCAACCAGUGACCAGCAUUGUUUUUAUUUCAAAGCUAAAUGCUGUCAUAGCUUUAGGAAAAAUGAUCCUCCGCACUCAUUGAAACUUGCCUUGUGUAUUGUCAAAGGGGAUGUUUUGGACAGCAACUGUACUUGUGUGGCUGGCAAGGUUGGUUUCUGUAACCAUAUCUCAGCCUUAAUGCUAAAGAUCUGCAAAUUCACUCUGUUUGAGGCAAAAUCCACAAAAGAUCUACGUGAAAAGAAAGAUGAAAAUCCAGAGUUGGCAUGCACAUCCCAGCUGCAAAAGUGGCACAAGAAAGGUGGUGGAGAAAACAUUUUCCCACAACCAGUCAUGGAGGUUGUUGUGAAAAAGACUAAACUGGAUGAGUCGAGCAGCCCACGAGGUGGUGCAGGUGUGAAAUGCCUGCUGUAUGAAGCACGCAAACAGCCUAACUAUAAUCCUGUACGUGAAAAUACUUUCAAAUCUGAACUUUCCACACUUGACCCUAACAUGGGUUUUGCUCAAAUGAGUGAAGGAACUUCAAGUACUGAGCUGGCAAGCUGUAAAUUUGGGAAAUGCCCUGUUGGCUCCAUUUUGAGCUAUCAGACAUCAUUCACUGAGUCAAACUUUUCCGCUGUGGCCAAUUUGACCUCAGUGCCAAGAAACAACGCUCCAGUAAAUGCCCAAGAACUUAAUUAUCAGUCCGAGAUUUCCUCUGAAUAA
Messenger RNA from Porites evermanni, 1396 nucleotides. Lineage: Eukaryota; Metazoa; Cnidaria; Anthozoa; Scleractinia; Poritidae. The record is from the annotation of a GenBank genome assembly.